This is a messenger RNA of Xyrauchen texanus (razorback sucker), 4190 nucleotides long. RefSeq lists its product as uncharacterized. The coding region runs from base 310 to 3204 and encodes 964 amino acids. The transcript has 3 exons. The record is from RefSeq and is a predicted model, not a curated record. Lineage: Eukaryota; Metazoa; Chordata; Actinopteri; Cypriniformes; Catostomidae.
CCCAUCGUCUGCAAGAAUGCGCGGUCACGGCGGAGGAAAACAAUGUGCUCGAAGACGGCGUGAAUAUUUUACUCAUUGGAUGAAAUACACGCACCAGUCGCGGUUUUGAGAGGAGGAACAUUUCCAUGCAAGGUUGGUGGGGAGGUCAAAAACAAAUGGGCUUACCUUCACCCCUUUCAGCCAAAAGCAAGAGAUCAUCACUUGGGGAGACACAGCCAGUGUUGAUUGCCUGUUUAUGUUGGUAGGAAAGUAUUUAAUAAAAAAAAAAACACAGUGACUAUUGGGAUUGUUUCCUCAAAUGUCUUGACCAUGCGUUCACAACAAAGUUUCAUGUCAUUUAUGAACAACAAGGACAAAGGUUUACCCAGGAAAGACAAUGAUCGCCUGUGUUGCACAAAAUGCAGAUUUUCAACAAAGGACAUUGACGUGUUUGGGAGGCACGUGGCUCUUCAUGAAGAAGUGACUUUCUCAUGUGCACUCUGCAGCCACGUCUCCUAUUCUAAAACAGAGUCUCAGAAACAUGUGGUCACACAUACUGGCUCGUACCCUUACAGGUGUAGCUUCUGCUCCUAUGGAGCAGUUCGGAGAGACUACAUGCUGAAGCACAUUCACCAUGUACACAAGAGUCGUGCCGAAGGAGGCUUCUUAACAGAUUUUUCCUUAUCCGACCCGACCUGUGAAAGUCCCUCUGUCCCUGACACUCAAAGGAGAUCCGUUUGGCCUGAGAGAAACAUGCAAUGUGUGAUUCCCAACACAGCUUGUCAAUCGAAAGCAAAUGCACAUAUCGAGUACCCUAGUGGAAGUCAACCUAGAGGCAAAACAGCAUCUGUCAUUGGCAAAACUGUGAGCCAAACCAGCAGUAAACGGGCCCGUAUGACCUGUAGUACGUCAAUGCAGUGCGUCACCAACACAACACCUUUCAUACCUGUUGCUAAGUCACAGUUCACAGGUUCUGUUCCUAGUAUAAGUCACUUGGUCAACAACUCUUUGCAAGUGGUUCUAAGAUCACGAGAGGAAAAUGGCAAUCUAUCAAAUGCGGUGCUCAGUGGAAAUGGCCAAAGUACAAAAACAGUUGCAGAAAAGCCCAUUCAGAAAGCUGCAUUCCCAAGAAUUCACAUUGGCGGUACAGAAGUAGUUCUGCAAAGCCAAAGGGUUGUUGUUCCAGAAAAGGUAAUCCAAUCAAAGUUUGUUCCCAGAGUCAAGGUGAGAUUGCCUGCUGAAGUGAACACCCCUCUCAGACCGCUUCUCAAUACGCCAAUGGGAGCAUUAUCCCAGAGGAACGUUCCAGUCCACAAUGUUCAAACUGAUCAGAGGGCCACAAUGGGGACAAACGUUCUGACGGUACAGAAAGUGAGUUUGGCUGCAGGACUUCCUAACGGUCCAAUCAAAUCUUCUGAAAGAGGUCCAUUGCCCUCCAUACAGAAGGCACAAACUGCGGAAAACAGCAAUCAGCCAAAAUUAGGAUCAUCAGCUGAGAAGUCAAGUCAUCUAUCCAACGUACAAGUGGAAUUGUUAGCACCUUUAAACCAGCCGAUUCAACACAACAAGCCCUUGACUGUAUCCUGCCCAGAGGAGAUCAAUAUUCCUGCGGGCUGUUUGGUUGAAUUAGUUGAAGUGAAAAAUGUCAACGGGACUCGAGAGCUGGAGCUACGGAUGAUCCCACCCAACGGACUUCCACAAGACCCAAGGAGCAGUGUGAAUGGGCCUUCGCCAGUCAUUAAUGCAGGCAAGCUUUCAUUCAAAUGUCAAGUUGCUGCUUCCGCAGGGUGUACAGUCAGUCCUUCAAAGUCUUUAACAUCUCACAAGGCAAAACAGCAGCCACCUUUAGCAAGCACUGCUAUUCAGAGCACCACAAAAACAGUUCAUCCUCUAUACAAACCUCAGUGUUCUUCAGGAACAGCAGCCCAAAGCCUGAACAAGCAGAACCUGAAACCCAACGGCACUGUGUUAAAACCCUCACUUCAACCUGCACUUCAUGACAUUGUCAUGCUUGAGGGUACAGAAUUGAGUUCUGAAGGCCUUCCUGUGAUCUCAUCAGUUUAUUCUCUCUGUCCUACACCUGCAUCAACUCACAGUAUAUCUCAAUCCAUGCCAGAACAUCUCAGCAGGACCUUGCAAACAAACAGACCUGUAAUCAAGCUACAGGGAGAGUUCAAAGUGCUUUCAGAUCCUGAAUGUGUACUGAUAGGAGCAAAAGAUUCCAAGGAUUAUGUAAAGACCUCAGAACAAUCAGUUGUCUGUAGUUUUAUGAUUAAAAAGGAGGACAAAAUAGAGGAGAAAUACAAAGUUGAUGUGUUGGGGCUCAAAGAAACAAAGGCAGAACAAAUGUGUAUUGAAGAAGCUAUGAUAUUUCAGACUCGUAGUGAAGAGAAACUAGUACUUGGAAAAGCAGGGGCCAAGUUUGAGAAAUGUUCCAAUCUAAACACCAGUGAUUUGAAAGAAACGGCAAAUGAUUUGCAAAGGAGUCCUUUGACAGUUGCUCGAACAUCAGUUAUGCCAAAGCAGAGCAAUGACAACAUUUCAGAUCAAGACAAGGUACGUUUUGAAUUUAGGAGUGACUUUGAUGGCCAACAAUGUAGUUCCCACUCUUCCCGCAUGUAUCCAAAAGUAGCUUUGGUGAGAAUUCCCAGUUCACAGUUAGAAACCUCCAAGAAACCAGAGGUGCAGACACAGGAUCAGAGUUUGACGGCACGACCUGUUCUCUGCUGCAUCUUAAGCGAGAAGAACAUGUCCAGCGGUCCUGAAGGAGCCAUCAAGCUGAUAAUAAAGCGGGAUCUUCCUGGAAGUGAAAAGAAGAACCAAGACCACGAUGGACCUCCACGUAAGAAACAUAAAAAGGGAAAAUGGAAAACAAUUAAAUGCAUGUCAUCGUCGGUUGUGAUGGGUUGCCAUAAUUGUUUGACUAAAGGUCAGGAACUGAGGUUAACUCCUCUGAAAGAAGAUCAGCACGUCAAGCUUCCUGGCCCAAACCAACCUGUUGUGGUUCUGAAUCAUCCAAAUCCUUCCGUUCAGAUGGCCAGUGUUGGUGUCCAAACACUGAAGAACUUUAAGUGGAUAAGCUCAGCUCCUCAAAUGCAGGAACAAACAGGAGAACCAGCAAGCAAACAGCCAUCUUUCAAGAUGAAACUAAAGAAAGUUAAGGGACAGAAGUAUGAAGUCAUUGAGUUCGUUCUGAGAGGGGUCACAGAAAAACUGCUCAUGUGAACAUCACUUCGCCACUUUCCUUUCUAGCAUUGAUUGAUGUUUCAUACUUGUAGCAGCUUUUAAAACAGUGUCAUUUUAAAACCUACUUUUGUACAUUUGAAGGUAUUUAAAUGCCAGUAAAGUAUUCAAUUUUUGUGUUUUUGUUUUAAAUUCUUUCCAAGAAAGAAUGUCGUUAUCACUGGAAAACUCUAAAAACUGUUAUUGCCAUCCCUUUACGUCUGGUUGUCUGAAUGUAACCCACCUUUCUUAAGACCAGUUAACACUGCCCCAACGAACACCAACAAUCUAAAGUAGGCUGUUGGAUUUUGAGAAGCUUAUCUGUCAUUGCCACACUACUACAACAAACUCCAACAGGAUUAACUCACUGAUCAAACAGUCGUGUCUGUUGAAGUUUCUUGGGACAGUGUGAAUUCAGAAAUUGAGAUAUGAGUUCAAGCUCGAGAUGAGAGCUCAGACUGAAUCAGAUCAUUUAAAAGUUUAAUGCAAAAUUAGACUCAUUUUAGAUCCCUUUUUAGGUGAACGUUGUUAGAUCAGCGUUGAAUCAAGAUUUCAUCACAUAGUAUACAAUUAGACAAAGUACAUUUUAGCUAUGAUGUUUGUCAACUAGUUGGGUAUACAGAUAACUUUAUUGACCGUUUUAACAUUAAAUAUUUUUGUAAAAUAACUCUUGAGCCGUCUUUCUCAUUUGACCACUGCAAUGAAAAACACAUUUGGAAAUAUUUUCCUGGAAAGAACAGGAAAAAGUACCACGCACUGCCUUGAGGCAUGAUCUGGAGUGGGUGCUGGUUAGAGGAGGGGUCAGGAGUGGGAGCGGGUUAAAGGCGGGGUCUGGAGUAGGAGCGGGUUAAAGGCGGGGUCAGGACUGGCGAUGGGUUAGAGGCGGGGUCAGGACUGGUGGCGGGUUAACGGCGGGGUCAGGACUGGUGGCGGGUUAAAAGUGGGGUCAGGACUGGCGAUGGGUUAAAGGCGGGGUCUGGAGUGGGGGC